AUGGAUAGAAGGACACGUUCUUCUGAAGAAGAUGAAAAUUUGUUUCCAAUAUAUUCUGAAAGGUCCCUGCAAGACAUGUCGGCCAUGGUUUCAGCUCUCACGCAAGUCAUUGGUGGCGGCACCACCAACAAUAACCCACUUCAAAUGCAUGAACAAGCUUUAACCACGUCUCAUUCCAGCUCAACCCAGAAUGAACCAUUCCAACAACCACAGCAAGAUCAAGGGAGUAGUGUUAGGAGAAGACACUAUAGAGGAGUGAGGCAGCGGCCAUGGGGCAAAUGGGCUGCAGAGAUUCGCGAUCCGCAGAAGGCGGCUAGGGUGUGGCUUGGAACUUUUGAAACUGCUGAGGCUGCUGCACUUGCCUAUGAUGAAGCUGCUCUCAGAUUCAAAGGAAGCAAAGCAAAGCUCAACUUUCCUGAAAGAGUUCAAGGCACAGCAGAGUUUGCUGGCUUCCUCACAAAUCAACAACAAUUUCAUCAUACAGUGUCAAGCAAUAGUAGUAAUGAACAAGCGUCUAAUAACCAUGUUGAGCCUCUUCCACACUUUUCUCAAGAAGCAGCUGCAUAUUCAAGUCCCUUUCAAUUUCAGGGAAGUGGGAGUGGAAACUUCAAUUUCUAUGGGUCUCAGCCCUUAACUCCGCAGCAGCAAGAGUUUCUGAGAUUGUCCAUGCAGUAUGGAGGUUCGUCUUCUUCUGCUGCUUCUGAGCCUCAUAGGAAUUGGAGGGAUGACAUGGAUGGUAGCCAUUAAUUGAAGGAGGAUAUGGUAUAAAUAUAGGACACUUCCAUACAAUUUUUACAAUAAUUCACCCUCACUUUUUCUUCUUGUUUCUUUGUGUACUUCGUUGCGUUAUUUCAUGUUCUUUAAUUCCUUAUGAUAUUGCUAUAUUUGUUGUUUAUGCAAUGUAUUUUGUUUGAAGAAGUAUGGUAUUAGUCCUAUAUCUUAAUUGAAAAAGAAAAAAGUUGAAAAUUGAGAUUUCACAA
Molecule: messenger RNA, 980 nt
Organism: Lotus japonicus
Lineage: Eukaryota; Viridiplantae; Streptophyta; Magnoliopsida; Fabales; Fabaceae
Product: ethylene-responsive transcription factor ERF115-like
Exons: 2
Coding region: 1-747 (248 amino acids)
Biological process (GO): regulation of DNA-templated transcription; ethylene-activated signaling pathway
Molecular function (GO): DNA binding; DNA-binding transcription factor activity
Source: RefSeq, a predicted model, not a curated record